Messenger RNA from Xyrauchen texanus (razorback sucker), 3620 nucleotides. It is a transcript of the gene mcm7, whose product is annotated as minichromosome maintenance complex component 7. The transcript is spliced from 17 exons. Lineage: Eukaryota; Metazoa; Chordata; Actinopteri; Cypriniformes; Catostomidae. The record is from RefSeq and is a predicted model, not a curated record. Gene Ontology annotation, molecular function: ATP hydrolysis activity; single-stranded DNA binding; single-stranded DNA helicase activity. Gene Ontology annotation, biological process: DNA replication; double-strand break repair via break-induced replication; DNA strand elongation involved in DNA replication. Bases 585 to 2429 code for a protein of 614 amino acids. Gene Ontology annotation, cellular component: nucleus; MCM complex.
AGUCGAUUUCUGUGUGGCCACAUGAACAGAACCGACACCCCAACGGUUCCACUGAUAUUGAGCUCGGAGUCGCGGUUGGUGUCGGUCGACGGGACUAUUUAACGGGCGGAUGAGUCGCGGAAGGAGCGCGUGCUGUAGUCGGGCUCGAGAGCCAUGUGCUACUUUGUUUACAAAAACAGCAGCGAUCGAGUGGCGUUACACGCGCGUCAGUUUUAUCGCGAAGGUGAAUCUGCAGUAAUAUUGUUAACAGUAAGAGAUCCAGAUCGACACAAUGGACUGGAGAGUCGCGAUCCGAGAAAUGCAAGCGCUUCCUGCAGGAGUUCUACAGCGAGGAUGACUCUGGGAAGAAGCUGUUUAAAUAUGGUGCUCAGCUGGUGUCGCUGGCGCACCGUGAGCAGGUGGCACUGGUGCUGGAUCUAGAUGAUGUGGCAGAGGAAGACCCUGAGCUGGUGGAGAGUGUGUGUGAAAAUGCCAAACGUUACACUGUGCUGUUCGCUGAUGCUGUUCAUGAGCUGCUGCCGGAAUACAGAGAACGAGAGGUGGUGGCAAAGGAUGCGCUGGAUGUUUAUAUCGAGCACCGGCUGAUGAUGGAGGCCAGAGGUCACGACCCCGCAGAUACACGUGAUUCCCGAAACCAGUACCCGUCUGAACUCAUGCGCAGAUUUGAGGUGUAUUUCCGGCCGCCGUCUACGCUGAAGCCGAAGGUGGUGCGUGAUGUGAAAGCCGAAAGCAUCGGUCAGCUGGUAAACGUCAGGGGCAUCGUCACCAGAGCGACGGAGGUCAAACCCAUGAUGGCCGUCGCCACGUACACGUGUGAUCAGUGUGGCGCCGAGACUUACCAGCCGAUCGCCUCUCCGAGCUUCACGCCCCUGAUCAUGUGCCCCAGUCAGGAGUGCGUCACCAACAAAUCAGGAGGCCGACUGUACCUGCAGACACGAGGGUCAAAGUUCAUCAAGUUCCAGGAGCUGCGUAUUCAGGAGCAUAGCGAUCAGGUGCCGGUCGGGAAUAUUCCUCGCAGUAUGACGAUUUAUGCACGUGGAGAAAACACGCGUGUGACUCAGCCUGGAGAUCACGUGGCCGUUUCUGGAAUAUUCCUGCCUCUUCUGCGCUCUGGAUUCAGACAAGCUGUGCAGGGUUUGCUGUCGGAGACGUAUCUGGAGUGUCACACGAUCACGCUGAUGAAUAAAACUGAAGAUGAUGAGCUGGGAACUGCAGAACUGACUGAUGAAGAGCUCCGACACAUCACCGAGGAGGAUUUCUAUGAGAAGUUGGCGGGUUCGAUCGCUCCAGAGAUUUACGGUCACGAGGACGUGAAGAAGGCGCUGCUGCUGCUGCUGGUGGGCGGAGUCGAGCAGGCACCGCGUGGGAUGAAGAUCAGAGGAAACAUCAACAUCUGUCUGAUGGGUGAUCCAGGUGUUGCCAAGUCUCAGCUGCUGUCAUACAUCGACCGCCUCGCCCCGCGCAGUCAGUACACGACUGGUCGCGGCUCGUCAGGUGUUGGAUUGACGGCUGCAGUGAUGCGUGACCCUGUCACCGGGGAGAUGACCCUGGAGGGCGGGGCAUUAGUGUUGGCUGAUCUGGGCAUAUGCUGCAUCGAUGAGUUUGAUAAGAUGGCCGACACCGAUCGUACGGCGAUUCACGAGGUCAUGGAGCAACAGACUAUUUCUAUCGCCAAGGCGGGCAUCAUGACAUCUUUAAACGCGCGCUGUUCGAUUCUGGCGGCGGCGAACCCGGCGUACGGACGCUACAACCCUCGCAAAACCAUCGAGCAGAACAUCCAGCUGCCCGCGGCGCUGCUGUCACGAUUCGACGUGCUGUGGCUGAUUCAGGACAAACCCGACACGGACAACGACCUGCGACUCGCGCAACACAUCACAUACGUGCACCAGCACUGCAAACAACCGCCAACACACUUCAACCCCAUAGACAUGAAACUCAUGAGGCGUUACAUCAGCGAGUGCAAGCGGAAGCAGCCGGUGAUUCCCGAGUCUCUGUCAGAUUACAUCACCGCUGCAUAUGUGGAGAUGAGGAAAGAGGCGCGAGUCAGUAAAGACACCACGUUCACCUCCUCACGAACACUUCUGUCGAUCCUGCGUCUCUCCACUGCACUGGCUCGUCUGCGGAUGGUGUGUGUUGUGGAGAAGGAGGAUGUUAAUGAAGCGAUGAGACUGAUGGAGAUGAGCAAAGACUCGCUGCAGACUGACAAAACCAGCAACAGCAGGGCUCAGCGUCCAGCCGAUGUGAUCUUCUCGCUGUUGCGUGAGCUGGCGGGCGACGGGUCGCUGAAGUCCGUCCGUAUGUCGGAGGCGGAGCAGCGCUGCGUGUCUCGUGGAUUCACUCCCGUGCAGUUCCAAUCGGCUCUGGACGAGUACGAGGAGUUGAACGUGUGGCAGAUCAACCAGGCGCGCUCGCGCAUCACGUUUGUGUAAAUACUGAUCGGAUUGUGAUGUCACUGAACACGCGUGACCCGUUUCUCUAAUGUUCUUAUUGCAAUUUGUGCUCAUGUUUUGCCUUUUAAUCUGUUAAACUCUGUAAAUAGUGAGUGCGCGUGCAUGUUUGAGAGCGUGUGUGCGCGCGCGUGUGUGUUUGAUUGAGAGCCUGUGCGUGUUUGAGUGUGCACGUGCGUGUUUGUGUGCGUGUGUCCUGCUAAAAGAAAGCUGCAGAAAUCCAUUUCAAGUGUUUGAGAUCGGAGGAAACCGUAUAAACCGGUUCAUGUGCUUUUAUCUGCAAUUAUUUAAUAAAGUACAGCUGUAUUUUCAGAAGUGUUGAUUUAUUUGAACUGACAUAUUAAAAUAUAGUUCUCUAGAUUCACCAAUUAAAUGUGUUGUAGAGGACUUUACUCAUACAGUAUAAACUUCUUUAGUUCAAGUCUUCACAUGUUUCUUCACUGUUCGUGUGUGUUUUGAGCUGAGGAUGAAAUUAAAGGUGAUAAAAGUGUUGGAAGUUUCUGGAAUGUGUCUCGUCUGCAGAAACUUGUUUUUAUAAGCUGCUUUUAUAGUUUGACAUCUGUUUUAAAGUAAGUCUAUAAUAAUGUGGCGCCAUGCGCUGAGACGCGACUGUAUUCAUAAAGUCUGUUCGUCUCCGAGUUUAUAAACGCACACGGGUUUAAUAUUCGCAGUUAUUGAUCCAUUUAUUACACGAGCUGAUAAUGGGAAACUUGCGCGCUCCCUGUGAUUACCUUGAUGUCCGCGUGCGCCCGCGGCGGUGGGUGUGUCAUUGAGCUGAUCUGACCAAUAGCUGCACGGCGCUGAAGUGAUUGACAGACGACCUGUGGGUAUAUAAGCACCUGCACGCGCAGUGAUGAGAGAGCGGAAUCGAGAGGUGAGUAGAAACUUUAUCCGUAUUUAAUUUAAGCUUUAAGCUCUGUUAUCUGCAUAUGUGGAAUAUUGUGUAUAUGGGGAUUGUGUGCAGGGUCAGAGGUCAUGUCUGCAGUCAGGCUCGUGUGUGUGUUCAGUCUCGUGCUGAUGCCAUGUUUGUUUGAGGCAAAAUCCCUGAUGAAUGUUCUCACACAGGAAGAUGUAGCUCCAGUCAGUAUCGACUCCAGUAAGGCUCAUGAGUUCCUGUCCAGUUCUCGAAACAAACGCAACAUUGAUCCGCGCUGGUACAGACAGACUCCAGAU